Chelonus insularis is the source of this 5931-nucleotide messenger RNA. Its product is annotated as cordon-bleu protein-like 1. Gene Ontology annotation, molecular function: actin monomer binding. NCBI's taxonomy places the organism in Eukaryota, Metazoa, Arthropoda, Insecta, Hymenoptera, Braconidae. The coding region runs from base 173 to 5092 and encodes 1639 amino acids. Gene Ontology annotation, biological process: signal transduction. The record is from RefSeq and is a predicted model, not a curated record. The transcript is spliced from 9 exons.
AGCCCAACGGUUAUGUCGGCUCGUGCGUAAAAUUCAACACCUGGAUAUAUGCGUUGUAGUCCAGUGUGUGUUCCAACGGUUGUGAGUCGUGUAGUGAACGGUUUGUGUCUGAGUUCGUGCGAUUUAUCAAGGCCUUGUGAAAAUUUUAUUAAAUAAUGUUCAAUUUGUUCUCAUGAUUCUUGUGUAUUUUGAGUGGAUUUACUAUCAAGUCAUCAUGAAGAUCGGAUUCAAACUGCCAAAUUGGUUUCGGAAGCGACGAAGUAGUCGAGAGGAAAAAAAUACCAGGAUGGGUUUAACCGUCACUGAAGAUACACCAGCAGAUAUGCUAGCUGGAAGUAUGGAGCUUCUGGUACAGUUGCCUCGUGACCACCAUAAUCACACACAACGAGUUACCGUAGAACGAAGUACUGCGAUGAUGGAUUUGCUGGUUCAAAUAGCAACAGCACACAAAUUGGCAGCUUCAAGUUAUACUCUACAAGCAGUCGGUGAGCGAGGUCUUGUUUUGCCCCAUCAACCGAACACUCCCAUCGGAGCACUGGAUGCUCUAGAGGUAAAGUUACUUCCAAAGCAAGGGACACUCAUUCCUAGGAAAACCAAGCAACCAAGUCAACCAUUUGAAACAACUUUUAGAUUGCAGGUACAUCUACCAAGAAAUCAACUUUACGUGUCACGAGUAAGUCCAAAAACUAAUCUUGGAGAUAUAUUGGACCAAGUGUGUCAUGAGAAGAAUUUGAACAAGGAUAAAUAUGAGCUUCGACAUCCUGGUAAUCACAAAGAAGUCUUGGAUCUCUCAUUAUCUCUUCAAGAUUAUCAACUUCAGGAAGUGACCUUAUAUGCAAAGCAGGGACAAAAUCUGGGAUCUGCACUCAGUUCUCAAGACAUAAUAGCCCUUCAGCGACAAGAAGAGAGGCGACGACAACAAGCUAAGCAGGGUGUUUUUGGAUUUAUAUUUCGAAAAUCUAAAGAAAGUUCAUUGAGUACUGAAAGUUAUGGUGAUAGAAGUGUAUCACCAGCCAGAAGUGAUGAAACUGGAAGAAGUGUAAGUCCUCUUGCACCACCAACAAGGCCUCAACGUAAAAGAAGGCCGGCACCCAAUCCACCAGUUCGCCAGACCACAGAGCCACCGCAAAAGAAUAACGAUGUGGUCAAAGAUGAAUCAAAAGAGAAGCUCGUCAUCAGUCACAGUCGUAAUAGUAGUGAUAGUUCGGGAUAUCAUGAAGCAUCUGUCCUCAGUGAUAAUCCGGACUCGGCUGGAAGAAUGCCAGAGACAUUACCAAGACGCAGUCGACUGCCAGGUAAAUUUGAAUCACGGAAAUUAGCUCAAACAUCUCAGGCUAGCAAAAGUCUCUGCAAUUUAGCUAUGAGCUGUGGAGGACUCAGCCAUGCUAAUAGCAAUACAUCGCUGAGUUCAGCCGGUAUUCGAAAAAAAAGGGCAGCUCCUCAGCCUCCAGUGAGUAGACCUUUGUCGGCGGCAAUAUCAACUCAAGCUCUUGAACGAAUCGUUGAUUCUGAAGAAUCACUUACUUCAGAUAUGGGAGUCAGUAAACCUCCUUCUGAUAUAGGAGGUUCUUCUGAAACAGAAAUAAACUCCAAAGCCAAUUCUGAUAUAGCUGUUGAUGUACAUGCAUCUACAGUGAGUUCAGAAAGUUUUCAUUGCAUAACAAACAAGGAAGACAGUAAUAACAAAUGUAAUAAAAUUGGAAACUUCAAUUAUGAACACUCCAUUGUUGAGAACAUGUUGCCAAGUGAUAAAAGUAGUCAAAAUCUAAAUAAACAAUCUCAAAAUGAAAAAUUAUCAGAGUCAUCUGAAGAAACUAGACAAGUAGAUCAUGCUAGAAUAGCACCAAGAGCUGGAACACAUGCACCUACUCCUAAACCUCGUAGUAAUAGUAAAGGAUGUCCUGUAGUACCACCCCGUGCUGCUUCAACUACAUUAUCAAAAAAGCCAAUAAGUGAAUCAGUUUAUGAACAAGAAAAAAAUCUAACUGUUAUUAAUCCUGGUGAUAAAACUGAACAAAUUAACAUUGUUGGAGAAGAUUUAAGAAAUAAUGCAAAUUAUAAACAAAAACAGGAUGAAUUAAAUGAAGCUAAUUAUAAUUAUAAUAAUAAUGAUGAUGAAAUCAACCACAGUGAAGUAGAAAGGAGUAAAAAUAAAGAUUUAAUUCAGAAUAAUGAAGCAUCAGAAGUGGUAAUGUGGCAAGAGGGAAAAACAGAAUUUAGUAACAAAGAAAUGGUUAAUACAAAGACAAACUCAAAUAUUCAAAUAAAUCAUCACGACUUUACUGAUGCAUCAGAUUUAAGUCCCAUUUCAGAAGUUAAUAUGUCUAAUCCAAAGGCUGAAAUAGAAAUAAAAAAUGUACAAGAUGCAUUAUCUGAGGAUAAUAUAUCUAGUGAAGAACAGUUCACUACUUCACCAUUAAUAACUUCUGGCAUUAAUCUAGGUCUUCAGAUUGAUUUAACACAUUCCACAGAAGAAGGGGAAUUACAUUCUCAAGGGACAGGGAAAGCAGGUAAUAAUAGAAAUCAAACGGAAACAGAUCAUCUACUUCAAAAAGUAUCCAGUACAUUGGCUACCGUUUUACCUACAUAUGAGCAAAAUUCAUGGGAUGCAAAUCCAAGUGAGUCUAGGGAUUUGGAGAAUAUAAAUCCAGUGAAUUUGAAAAAUUCAACUCCACACCGUGAAGAAACUCGUUUCAAUGAUAUACCAAAUUCAACAUUGAAUUCUCAACAAGAUACUUCAGAUUAUGUGUCGGCAAAUGGUGAAGAUUUAAGUGGAACUGAUUGGGAAUAUCAACUUCCCGAUCCCCCUUCGGCUUUUAGGGAUACUAUUAAUUCAGAUAAGGAUGUUUGUGAUACAAUUAUGCUUCAUUCUGUGGAUGCUUUUAAAGAGCCGCAGGUAGAAUUAGAAGAAAAAAAUUGUAAAACUCCUACAAAGGAAGACAAUAAAUCAGAAAAGCAAAAAAUUGAAUGUAUUUUAGAAGAAAAUAGUAUUAAUAAAGACAACAAAAUCUCCAACACUGAAUCUUUGAAAACAACAUCAAACCCAAAACAAGUUCAAGAAAAAACAGAUGUUGAAUUGAAAAAGAAUAUAAUAUCUGAAUUGGAAGCAAAAAUUGAAAAUGGAUCUUUAAAUCAACCAAGUAAAAAUUUAGAAUUAGAGAAUAGAAAAACUUUAAUACAAACAUCAACACCAAGAAUUGCACCAGUUGAAAAUACUUUGCCUAAUUUUACUAUCACAACUUAUUCAAGGCAAAAGAGUUUGAAUAUUUAUGAUAGUCCUGAGAAAUCUGCAUUGCAUUUACCUGAUUAUUCUCAAGAUAGGAUUGUUAAAACAUUUGCGACAUUAUCAAGAAACGUUAGUUCUCUUUCAAACAAUAAAGGUAAUUAUUCUUCACCUUCGAAAAUAAAUUCUCCAAACGAUUUUAUAAAUGAUAAUCGUAAAAUAACUCGAACACAAAGUAUACAAAAUAUUAAUUCUAAAGGAACAGCAGACAAUGAUUUAAGAACGAAAGAAAACAAUUCAUCGGAAGAAAUUAAUCAUGAUAAUGAAGUUGAUAAUAAAAACAAAUCUAAUGCUGUUCAUCGAUCUAAAAGUUACAUAGUUUUAACAAAUAAUUUAAAAUAUCGAGAAAAUAAGCCAACAUCAGAUGUAACUGAUCAUGAAAAAAUGAUGAAAAAAUCAACAAGUGUUACAAACUUGAAUCAAAGUAAUGCUUUGGUUAAUGAAACAUCUCAAAUACUUCAGAAUGGUCAGAAAAAUUUAAAUAUCAGUUCACAAGAAAAAGAAUUACAAUCGGUUCAAGUAUUAAAAAGUAUUUUGCCGCAAUUGAAAAAUACUCAAUUGUCGGAAGAAAAUACUUCAAAUGUGUUCGGUAAUAAAACAAAAAUUGGAGAAAAAAUAUUAGAAAAGUCAAAUACACAAGUCCAUUUGAAUGGAGGUGAAGAAAAAAAUGUAAUAUCAAGUAAGAAAAAAAUAGAAAUAGAAGACACUAAACGCCACAGAUAUACUGGACCACCUUCUGUAAGUCUUGGAAGUUGGAAUGAAAGACCCUGUGCCCAUGUCCAAAUAAAAAUGGAUCAAGAUUAUAAAUUUGGUGUUAAAGAUAAUACAAGUGGAGCUAAAACGGUCGUUAGCUUAAAUAGUUCAAGCAACAAUGUUGAUAUUAUGAAUUUCAAAGAUAAUUAUGUUAAAAAUUUACCAAAGAAUCGAACAAGUACUGUACAGAAUGAUAAUAUCCCAAUUUCUAAUGAGAUAAUGCCAAUGAUAAAACGGGUCACAGAUAAUGAAGUUGCGAAGAAAGUUAUAAAUACUUCUAUAAGUAAUAAAGAAUUAGGAUUUAACAAUCUUGGUUUUGCGAAACUCCGUUCAGCAUCUAAAGAUGAGGACAAACCGGUCGUUACUAAUAUGGAACUAAAAAAAUGUUACAUCGACAAACCGGAAUUUAAUGAUGAUGAUGCGAAAAUUGACACCAGACCGGUUAAUUUUCAAGAAUUAACUCAAGCAUUUGGUCAAAUUAAUCUACGAACAAAAUCAAAAUAUAAAAAUAGUCAAAAUCGUCAUUCAGAUUACUUAGAUUCAAGAUUAAAUCAUGAUAUAACUGAUAAAAACAUGGCAAAAACUACGGGGUGUAAGAACUCGAGUGAAUCAAAGAAUCCAAUAGUUAAAAGAUAUACUUCUGUCAUUGAUAUUGACAAUCAACACCUAACAAAUGGAAUGAAAAAAAAUAACACAGAAAAAAUACCAAUAAAUUCCUUUAAUAAUUAUAUUCCUGAAAUGAACAGACAUUCAUCAACCACUACCACAGUUAUUAAUAAAGAUUUCCAAAUAUAUUCGUAUAAAGACACUCCUAAAAAUGCUAAUUUGUCAGCAAAAAACAAUGAAAAUAAAGAAAUCAAACUGUUGGUGAAUAAUAAAAUAAAUUCUCAUAUUCCUACACCACCGUCAAUGCCAAUCAUCACAGGAGUAACUUUGAAAAGCAAUAAUGUAAGACCAAAGUCAAUGCCGGUUUGUAAUGAUCCUCGAGAUCAAUUAUUAGAAUCAAUUAGGAGUUUUGGACGAGAUAAAUUAAGAAACGUUAAAAUAGUUUCUUAAAAAAGAAAUAAAAUAAAGAGAAUAUAAGAAUAGAAAAUAUAAAAAAUGUUAUUUUCACUUCUUAUAAUAAUUAUUUGAUAUAAUUACGAAAAUAUUAAAAAAUAAUAGCGCCAGUAUAACUGAUGCGAAUUGUAAAAAAAUAUAUUUAUCGAAUGAAAAAUAAUGUUUGAAGUCGGUGUAAAUUUCGUUUUGUUUCUAUAUCAAUUAUUUUUUCUUGCAGAACUGAUAUGCUUUUAUGAUUAUCAGCUCUACUAAUUAUUAUUUAUGAAAACCUGUAGGAUUUACAGUGGAAAUCUAAUCAAAUGAAAUUUUUGUCGCAAGCAGUUAAUUGUAUAUAGCUUAUAAUUUGUUAAUUAGUUGAUAAUUAUAUUUGUUAUUAAAAUAAUAUUAUAUCUAAAGUAUUAAUUAACGACUAUAAAAUGUAUUGAACAGUAGUAAUGUAGAAUAUUAAGAAGCUCAGGUGCUCUGGUUUAAUUCCAAUAAAUAUUACUGAAAUGAACUCAGCAGUAACUAGUAAAGUGGAUAAUAUUAGUCAUAAAUCAUAUAAAGAGCAAUGAAAUUAAAUAAUAAUAAAUGUAAAAUAUUUAUAUAUUUUUUUUAAAAUUAUCGAUUUUGAGAAUAAUGAAUUUUUUCAAAUAUACAAAACUAUUUUUCGAAAUAUCUAAAAACUAUUUAUUAAAGUAAAAAAAAUAAAAAAAAUUAAUAAAUAUACGAAAAAAAUUAAAAAGUAGAAUAUUGAUUACAUGAUUUAGAGGAGAAAAAAUAUUGAUAGUUAUUCAUUUUUUUCGUCUCGAAUAUUUUUUAAAAUAAAGUCAUAUAGUGCCAAUUAUUUGAAUAUU